Messenger RNA from Capsicum annuum, 564 nucleotides. RefSeq names its product flower-specific defensin-like. Bases 92 to 367 code for a protein of 91 amino acids. NCBI's taxonomy places the organism in Eukaryota, Viridiplantae, Streptophyta, Magnoliopsida, Solanales, Solanaceae. The record is from RefSeq and is a predicted model, not a curated record. The transcript has 2 exons. Gene Ontology annotation, biological process: defense response.
ACUGUGGUAGUGUUCAUUCACAACUCAAAAUUGCAUUCUUUCUUAUUAUUAAAAAUAUUUUGCAAUCUCUUUUUACUCAUUCAAAGAGAUUAUGGCUCGUUCCAUUUACUUCAUGGCAUUUCUUGUCUUGGCAAUGACACUCUUUGUUGCCUAUGGGGUUCAAGGUAAGGAAAUUUGCUGUAAAGUGCCCACAACACCUUUUCUAUGUACUAAUGACCCUCAAUGCAAAACACUCUGUUCCAAGGUGAACUAUGAAGAUGGUCAUUGUUUCGACAUCCUAAGUAAGUGCGUAUGCAUGAAUAGAUGUGUUCAAGAUGCUAAAACACUCGCAGCAGAAUUGCUUGAAGAAGAGUUUCUCAAGCAGUGAUUAAAUUUAAUUAUGGAUUUAGUGUCACACAAAAAUAAAAAAAGUGUUGUCUUUCUUAAAAGGGUAACUUAUAAGGUUGUGUUCUUGGCAUAUAGUAGCCAUUUGACACAUUAAAUAAAGUUGUGACACAUCAAUCCUUCAUGUAUCUUGUAUUAAGUUUGUGUGUUUUUUAAUGAAAAGAGAUCGUUUACGGUCUA